AUGGAUCUUCCCAGCCUCAUCACUGACACAGGAAAAACACAGUCCAAGGAGAUGGAAGUAAGCACCUCUGUCUACCCCCUGCCCGCAGGCGUCCUCCUAGACAUCCAGCAGCACUUCGGGGUCAAGGACCGAGGCGCCGGCCUGUUGCAGUCAGUGUUCAUCUGCAGCUUCAUGGUGGCUGCGCCCAUCUUCGGUUACCUGGGCGACCGCUUCAACAGGAAGGUGAUUCUCAGCUGUGGCAUCUUCUUCUGGUCGGCAAUCACCUUCUCCAGCUCCUUCAUCCCCAAGCAGUACUUCUGGCUGCUGGUCCUGUCUCGAGGGCUGGUGGGCAUCGGCGAGGCCAGUUACUCCACCAUAGCGCCCACCAUCAUCGGUGACCUCUUCACCAAGAAUACCCGCACACUCAUGCUCUCCAUCUUCUACUUUGCCAUCCCGCUGGGCAGUGGCCUGGGCUACAUCACUGGCUCCAGUGUGAAGCAGGCGGCUGGAGACUGGCAUUGGGCCUUGCGGGUAUCCCCUGCCCUGGGCAUGAUCACAGGAACGCUCAUCCUUGUCCUGGUUCCUGCCACUAAGAGAGGCCACGCAGACCAGCUUGCGGGGCAGCUCAAGGCACGCACCUCGUGGCUCCGAGACAUGAAGGCCUUGAUCCGAAACCGCAGCUACGUCUUCUCCUCCCUGGCCACGUCGGCUGUGUCCUUCGCCACAGGGGCCCUGGGCAUGUGGAUCCCACUCUACCUGCACCGAGCCCAGGUUGUGCAGAAGACCGCUGAGACCUGCAACAGCCCGCCCUGUGGGGCCAAGGACAGCCUCAUCUUUGGGGCCAUCACCUGCUUCACGGGCUUCCUGGGCGUGGUCACGGGCGCAGGAGCCACGCGCUGGUGCCGCCUGCGGACGCAGCGGGCGGAUCCGCUGGUGUGUGCGGUGGGCAUGCUGGGAUCCGCCAUCUUCAUCUGCCUCAUCUUUGUGGCCGCCAAGAGCAGCAUCGUGGGGGCCUAUAUCUGUAUCUUUGUUGGGGAGACGCUGCUGUUCUCGAACUGGGCCAUCACGGCGGACAUCCUCAUGUACGUGGUCAUUCCCACGCGCCGGGCCACUGCUGUGGCCCUACAGAGCUUCACCUCCCACCUGCUGGGGGAUGCUGGGAGCCCCUACCUCAUUGGCUUUAUCUCAGACCUGAUCCGCCAGAGCACCAAGGACUCCCCGCUCUGGGAGUUCCUGAGCCUGGGCUAUGCCCUCAUGCUCUGCCCCUUCGUGGUGGUCCUGGGCGGCAUGUUCUUCCUCGCCACCGCACUCUUCUUCCUCAGCGACCGUGCCAAGGCUGAGCAGCAGGUGAACCAACUGAUGAUGCCGCCCGCAUCCGUGAAAGUCUGAGGCGGGGCUGCUGGGACCACGAAGAAGCCUCCUGCCUACCUGGUCUAGGGGGUGUCCUCUGCCAUCCUGGCCCUUCUGAGCUGCCCCAGGGCUUCCUGAGUGACCCAAGGCUGAGGGGCUACCCUCUGUGGUCUGGGACCUUGGAGUGGGCCUGGCUCCGGGAAGAUGCACUGUCCUCAGGUAACCUGGAAGGCUGCGUUUGCCGGAGCCACACGUCUGGACGGCCACCCAGCCCUGAGUUCCGGCUGCAGGGCCCCUGGGGCCAAGGGAGAGGACAACCCCGAGUGGCUGCAUUGGGACAGCCGGGUCUGUCACCGGCUUAUGUGACCCUGGGCAAGUCCCUGCUCUGCCCGGACCGGCAGGCCAGAAGGCUGGCCUUUCCCACGCAGCCUGCUGGGCAGGGCGCCAUGGGCCGCUUUGAAGACCUAACAGCCACUGGGCCGUACAGAGGAGGGGCCGAAGCCUCAGGGCGGCGGUCCAGGCUCUGAGGCUUGUGAUGGGCUUCCUCCGGGAGGUCGGACUGCGCCUGGCGAGCAGAGCGGCCGGAGCCAGGCACACUGGCCACUGGGCCAUGUCCAGAUCCAGCAGCUCUCUGGAGGGCUGGUCACCACAGCCUGGAGCUGGUUCUCGGCCUGGUGGUGGCCCAGUGGGGCACCAUCCCAGGGCAGAGUGGGCAUCACUAGGGGUGAAGGCCCUGGUGGCAGCUGCACAUUACCCCUGUGCCUGAGCUCGAGGGCAGUCUGGCCAGUCUUGGAGCGGGGUCUCUCAAGAGCACUUCUGCCGUCAUCUCUCGCACCCCCACCGUAGUACCCCACUCCCUCCCCAGGGUAGGCUGGGCUCUUCUAGGGGCAGGGCCGAAGCGGCCAUCCCAGAAUUCACAGGGCAGUGGCCAGAGGAAGCAGCCGUCCAUUAUUUCCUGUCCACCAAGGCAGCAGGCGCGGCAGAGACCCACCCAGGUGGGCCAACACCCAUCACCUCCAGACACACCAACCCAGGCCGAGACCCACCCAGGUGGGCCAACACCCGUCACCUCGACACAUCAACCCAGGCCGCAGCUGCUGCUGCUUCCACACAUCCACUCUUGCUUCCUCUCCGUGGGCCAAGCCUUCACACACACCUCCCCUGGGCUGUGGCCAGCUUCGCAGGGGCCUCCACCCUGCCAGGGGUACCCCUUGUUGCCAAUAGGAGACCCCGGGAGUCAGCUUGGACAAUGCCCCCUUCACCCUGUAGUUCCCUCCCAGCUGGCCUUGGGCUUUAGUGGCCUGUGUGAGCUAGUGGAAUACCUAUUUCCCAUCAAACCCUGGGGUACCCCGGGGGGAGGGGGCGACAAACGGGUGGGGUCCCCAGCCUGGCCGCCACCCCGAUGGACCCCCCUCCCCCCCUCCAGGCUGGGGCUCCGGCAAUGUUUUCUUGUUGUACAAGAGCCAGGUCCGAGGGCUGCCUCCUCUUCCUUCCGGAAGCCAAACUGCUCCUUUAUUUUCUAGAGCUGCUGAUUGUGAAUCUCAGAGUCUCCGAGAAGCCAAAUAUAUUCCUCUUGUAAAUGAAAGAAAUAAAACUAUUUAAAUCAUG
Messenger RNA from Echinops telfairi (small Madagascar hedgehog), 2937 nucleotides. It is a transcript of the gene SPNS2, whose product is annotated as sphingolipid transporter 2. NCBI's taxonomy places the organism in Eukaryota, Metazoa, Chordata, Mammalia, Afrosoricida, Tenrecidae. The coding region runs from base 1 to 1368 and encodes 455 amino acids. Gene Ontology annotation, cellular component: membrane. The record is from RefSeq and is a predicted model, not a curated record. The transcript is spliced from 13 exons. Gene Ontology annotation, biological process: lipid transport; transmembrane transport; sphingosine-1-phosphate receptor signaling pathway. Gene Ontology annotation, molecular function: sphingolipid intramembrane carrier activity; transmembrane transporter activity.